GGAAAACUAGAGAACUUCUCUUGAGUUUUGGCUCUCAACUAAAAUAUAUACAAAUACAACUAUAACAACAUCACCAAAUACUGAAGCUUUUUACAGUCUGAGGAAGAAGAAGAAGAAGACUCAAAUGACGAGUUGUAUGCUGUGUAAGCCUCUGCCCUUCCUCACACCCAAACCGAUUCCAAGCUACGGUUUCAAAUCAUCAACGAGAUCGCUUAAUGGCGGUGUUGGGUGUUUAUUUGUAACUCAUGCCACAUCAAAUACGAGGCCAUUCAGUUCUAGGGUUUGUGUUGUCCGUGCCUCAAUUGUCGGCUCCUACGAAAAUUCCUCCGGUUUCAUCAAGCGCAUGGAACAAUCCUGGCUAAUUUCACAGCAACCAACGCCAGUUGCUUGUUCUUCUUGCGAGUCAAGAGGGCAUAAUGAAUGCAAAUGGUGUGCCGGCACAGGCUUCUUUAUCCUUGGUGAUAACAUGCUCUGCCAAGUUCCUUCAAGAAAUACCACUUGUGUAAUAUGUUCUGGAAAGGGAGCAAUGUGCUGUUCUGAUUGCAAGGGAACAGGUUUUCGAGCCAAGUGGUUAGGAGAACCUCCUAUUCCCAAGUAAACACCAUUCUUUCUCAACCUGCUGAAAGGUAUGGAGUUGGAUCAUAGCUGCAAAAACAUCAUAGUAACCUGAUUCUAUAUCUGAUAUCUUAAAGUCUUGUAUUGUAUUUUUCCGAUCAAAGUUUGAUCGUACUUUGAUCGAUACAGUUACUUACUUGAACCUAAAACUUCAAUUGUUUAACUUUGUAAUUAAAGAAUCAAUUCACAACAUAUAGGCUAUUAAUUCAUAAUCUUGAAUUGGAGUAUAGUUGCUUUCCCUUGUUUAAGUUUUUCAUGCCAAAUUUUGCUUUCGGAAUGUAACUAUGUAUUCUCAAUAAACAAAACUAACUGUAAUGAAUUGUCAACUUUGAUAAUGAAAAUCAAGGGAACCUUUAUAGUA
Molecule: messenger RNA, 976 nt
Organism: Cannabis sativa
Lineage: Eukaryota; Viridiplantae; Streptophyta; Magnoliopsida; Rosales; Cannabaceae
Exons: 3
Coding region: 125-598 (157 amino acids)
Source: RefSeq, a predicted model, not a curated record